AACCAGAAAAAUGCCGAUCACUAUCGUCUCGGACGUGCACAAGGCCUCCUUUACAGACUAUGGUAAUGGAUUCAAAGGCUCAGUUACACACGCCGACAGGGACAAGCAAAACCCAUUGAGUAGCGGAUUCAUGGAAGUGAGGGAAAGUGAGGGUAGGGCUUAUAACUAUAGUAUUUCUCACGAGAUCUCUCUCGUGCUUGAGGGUGAACUCGUUUUGGAAGAUCAGGCGCAUCCAGGCGAGAAAAAAAUCGCAAAGAAAGGGUCCGUCGUGCGCAUUGACAGAGGUACGACGGCCAGGUGGUCUUCGCCCACAUAUGGCAAAGCAUUCUGGGUCGCACAAAUCGAUGAAGAUUCCCUCGCUCGCCAUGAUGAAUUUGUUGUUCCUGACUGACCUUGAGGGUUGAACAAAUGGAGGUUUGUUUGCUGUGUUAUCAUGGGGAAUAUAACUUUGGACCUUCUGUAUUGUAUAUUUCAUGUUCAUACAACCUCCAGUAUGGGUUGAUUCGAAGGGAUAAAUAUUCAGUAGUAUCGUAACAACGAGCAAGCUAUAAAUGU
This is a messenger RNA of Laccaria bicolor S238N-H82, 555 nucleotides long. RefSeq lists its product as uncharacterized. NCBI's taxonomy places the organism in Eukaryota, Fungi, Basidiomycota, Agaricomycetes, Agaricales, Hydnangiaceae. The transcript is spliced from 4 exons. The record is from RefSeq and is a predicted model, not a curated record. The coding region runs from base 11 to 391 and encodes 126 amino acids.